UGGACAUUUCCGUGAAAGUACUCGAGGUGUUUACUGAUACUACUAGAAUAAUUUGGUGGAAAAAGGCAUCAAACAAGAAAAAUGUCAGGUCAAGAGGAACCAGAAUUGAAGGCAGGACAUCCACCAGCAGUAAAGGUUGGAGGUAUGAGAGUAGCAAAAUCAUCUAAGCCUCACCAUGAUGGAGCUUCUAAUGAAGAUUCAGAUGAUAAAAAAGCUAUUCAGCCUGAUACAAGCAGCUUUCUAAGUACACAACCAAAUGCUGAGCUGAGUGGACCAGUUACUAAAAGUCAUCUAACACAGGAACAUGGGGCACAUGUUAAACAUUAUCACGAACCAAAACAACCCACUCAUGACAAAAGGCCACAGACUAACCCUGGUUUACAAAGUCACCACAUUUUUCAACCCAAAUAGACUGGGUGUGCAUAUAAGAUGUUUUGUUUGGCUGAAAUGUGAAGGAUUCUUCCUUUAGUUUGGAAUAAGAGAAAUCUGUCAUUAAUUUCUUCUAAUCGAAAGUAAAGUAUCUUUCACAUUGAAGUGGAAUAUUAUCUGUGGAACUCUUCUCAAAAUUGUUUGAUUGUUUUACAAACUUUUGAUCAACUUCAACUUGUAAUUUCUAAACCAUUUUUUAUUGAAAAUUUAGGCAUCAAUUGAAGAAUGUAUUUUUUUUUAAACUACCAGUUAUCACAACACUAUGUUACAUUCAUUACGUGUUUUAUGUGUGGACAACUUUCUGUGAGAGUUUUUAUAUACAAUUGUUAAUUGGUUUUGGUGUAUUUUUUUUUUUAAUAAGCUUUAUUUUGAUGAUAUUACCAAUACCUUCUGAUUUUUCCAUUUUUGCAAUUUUAUUAUUCUUAAUGGAUUCUCUUUAUUCUGCAUUUCUAGUUUUGAAUUUUUUGUUCUUACAAAAAAAUUGGGUCCAUAUAAUUCAGGAAAAGAUAAUUGUAAUUAUCUUUGUUGAUGAGUGUUCUUUUGUGAUUUUGAUUAUAUAUCUCUUAUCAGUGCUAAAUUUAAUCGGUUCAAGUUAUUGUAUGGGGAAUGGCUGAUUAUUAUAUUCCACAGAUUUUAAAUAUAAUAAAAACUUUCAUUUAAUU
Molecule: messenger RNA, 1091 nt
Organism: Lottia gigantea (owl limpet)
Lineage: Eukaryota; Metazoa; Mollusca; Gastropoda; Lottiidae
Exons: 4
Coding region: 82-411 (109 amino acids)
Source: RefSeq, a predicted model, not a curated record